GUUUGCCUUACAGUUGACCCAACUGGGAUUCCGUAGUUGUCCUCUCUAGAAUUUCUUCCGGAUAAAUACAGUAUUGCAAGAAGGACCGAGCAUAACAACACGAUAACUGCACAGAGACACAAUUCAGCCUCAGUUUUCAAUCUUUGUGGUUUUGCUUGGCCACAGAGCUAACUUUACCUCGCCCCUCCAUGCUGCUGUGUCGCGUUUCGGCAAUAAGCCAGACGCUAGCGAGAUGGGGACGGAGGUCACACCGAGGAGGCGGCCUCCUCCAUCGUGCUCUCUCCGUCAGUUCCAAGCGCUGUCAUGGUGUAAGUUCAAAAGAAGGCAGCGCUCAGCCGACAGAGGCCGGCUCUGCUCAGGGACUGUACCGAGACACGGUGCUUCUUCCUCGAACUGACUUCCCAGUCAAACUGACUGGACAGAAGUUGCUGGACCGAGAACUCAAAAUCCAGAAGGAAUGUGGAUUUGCAGAUUUGUACUCUUGGCAAAGAGAGAGGAAGGUCAAGAAGGAGUUCUGUCUUCAUGAUGGACCCCCUUACGCCAAUGGAGACCCUCAUGUAGGACACGCACUCAAUAAGAUCCUGAAGGAUAUUCGUAACCGUUUUGAGAUGCUGAGGGGGCGACAGGUCCACUACAUUCCAGGCUGGGACUGCCACGGCCUGCCCAUCGAGCUGAAGGCUCUGGGAGAGUUAGGGACUAGCGGCCUUGGCCCCUUGCAGAUCAGACAGAAAGCACGGGCGUUUGCAGAGGAGGCCAUAGCUCGUCAGAGGGCUGCUUUCCAGCGCUGGGGCGUGAUGGCUGACUGGGACCAGUGCUACUACACGUAUGACGGAGCCUAUGAGGCUGCUCAGCUCAAAGUCUUCCAGGAGAUGCACAGCAAGGGUUUCAUCUACCAGGACUACAAGCCAAUCUUCUGGUCCCCUUCAUCAAGAACAGCUCUAGCAGAGGCAGAGUUAGACUACAACUCUGAGCAUGUGAGCAGAGCCAUCUAUGCCUCCUUCCCCCUGAUCACACUGCCGCCUAAGAUAGCCUCAGAAGCAGCAGGUCUGGAUGGUGUCUGUGUGUUGGUGUGGACCACCCAGCCUUGGACCAUUCCUGCCAACCAGGCCGUCUGCUUCAUGCCCAAUGCUCAGUACUCUGUGGUGAAGAGGGCAGACAACUCUGAGCUGCUCUUAGUGGCCACUGAGCGCACAGCCAGUGUGGCAGCGCUGCUGGGCACAGAGCUGGAGAGUGUAGGCACCUUUAUAGGCUCCCAGCUUGAGGGUGGGAUCUGCAAACAUCCUACAAUUCCUGACAAGGAAGUUCCGCUGUUGCCAGCCAAUCACGUGACUAUGGCAAAAGGAACAGGAUUGGUCCACACAGCACCAGCUCAUGGCAUGGAGGAUUACAGUGUGGCCUCACAGUUUGAACUGUCUGUGGAGUGUAUGGUGGAUGAGGACGGCAAGUUCACUGAACUGGCUGGCCCUGCGCUACAGAAUCUGUCUGUGAUGACCGAAGGGACAGACAAAGUGAUUUCCAUGCUGAAGGAGUGUGGGGCUCUGGUGAAGGAGGAGCAGUGUGUUCACAGUUACCCGUAUGACUGGAGGACAAAGCAGCCUGUCAUCAUCAGGCCCAGCAAACAGUGGUUUAUCAACACGGCAUCACUUAAAGACAAAGCCAAGGAGGCGCUGCAGAAGGUGCGUGUUUUGCCGGAAUCGGCGCGCGGCAGCCUGCUGGCCAUGCUGGACAGACGGACUUACUGGUGCAUCUCCAGACAGCGAAGCUGGGGCGUCCCAAUCCCAGUCUUCUACCACAGAGAGACCGGAGAGGCUCUCAUUAACAAACACACAGUGUCCCAUAUAGCAAAGCUCUUCAAAGAAAAGGGCAGUGACUGCUGGUGGAAGCUUCCUAUUGAGACUUUGCUGCCAGCAGAAGUGCUGAAGAAGAGUAAAGCAGGUCCAGUGACUGACUAUGUUCGCGGAGAAGAUGUCCUUGACAUCUGGUUCGACAGCGGAGCAUCGUGGGCUGCUGUACUCGAAGAAGAGAUAGAAGGAGACCCUGAGGAGCCUGAGUCCCAUCUCAGAUGGCUCCCUGCUGCACUUCGCAAACCUCUGGUCGCAGAGACGGACUCCAGGGCAGAUGCAUACAUAGAAGGGAAGGACCAGAUUGGAGGCUGGUUUCAGUCCUCCCUGCUGACCAGUGUAGCCGUCAGGAACAAGGCACCUUACAAGUCUCUGGUGGUGCAUGGCUUUGUUCUCAGUGAGAAGGGAGAGAAGAUGUCCAAGUCUGUGGGCAACGUCGUGGAUCCCGACACAGUCAUUAAUGGAGGGAAGGACCCCAGCCUGCCACCCUAUGGGGCAGACGUGUUGCGUUGGUGGGUGGCAGAUUCAAAUGUCUUCUCUGAGAUUCAGAUCGGACCCACUGCGCUCAACUCAGCCGCGGACAACAUCGGCAAGGUGAGGAAGACUCUGAAGUUCCUGCUCGGCAACUUGCAGGGUUUCGACCCACGUGUGCAGGCUGUGGACCCCAAAGACAUGCGCUACAUUGAUCAGUACAUGUUGCACUUGCUCCGCGAGUACAGCAUGAAGGUGACAGACGCCUACAGUGAGUUUGAUGCUAGCAGGGUCAUCCGGGUCCUCCAAGCCUUCAUCACCAGAGAACUCUCCAGCUUUUACUUCAGCAUCGUCAAAGACAGGUUGUAUUGUGAUUCGGAGGACUCAUUGGGCAGACGAUCAUGUCAGACAGUUUUAGAGGAGAUUCUGGAUGGAGUGACCAGAUCCAUAGCUCCCAUCCUGCCACAUCUAGCCGAAGAGGUCUAUCUACACGCACCAGGACAUGACCAAGGGGAGACAUUGUUUAAGAGUGGCUGGAUCAAAAGCAGUUCUGUGUGGCGGCGACCGGGAUUGGAGGAGGCAGUGGAAGGGGCAUGUGCCAUCAGAGACUCCUUCCUGUCUUCCAUUGCAGGCAAAAAUGCUGCUAAGUUUGACCUCACCAUUGCUAUUGAACCCAGUUUGCUGUUUGAACUCAUGGAGUCUCUCCAAGAGGAACCCACCUCCACCUCCUCGCAGCUGGCUGAGCUGAUGAUGGUAGCACGGGUCAACCUGACCAGUAAGCUACCUCGCGAUCUGCCCCCAGAUGCCAUACUUAGCCACGGUACCUUCCUCAUCAACUUGGAAGGUGGUGUUAUCCGUGAGGAGAGCAGCUACAGUAUAGCAGUGGUGCCCACUUCUGGUGCCCGAUGCCCACGGUGUCGCCGCUACACUGCAGAGUCAGCUGACUGCCUCUGCCCACGCUGCCAGACUGUUGUUUCACAGGCUCACUGACAGGUCGCGUCGCCGUGACGACCAGCAACAUUACCUACCUUGGCUCCUUUGUUUCCCUGCAUCGAGUGAAGUUGCUGUGGAGGCCUGAAUAUGGACAGUUUCUUUCUUUACAAUCCUUGUUUCCAUCAGCUGAGAAAUGUAAAACUGACUCCAAAUCAGCUGUUGCCUCAUUCCGGGUUUCUCUCAUUUUGGCCACAGCCAGUUAAAAGAAACAUGCAGCUUGGCACCAUUUUGACAUAAAAGAGAGACGGCGUGUCUCCACUUUCUCCCACUGUACCAAAGUGAAGCUAAAAUAUCCUGGAUACCAGAGUGCCGCCAUCUUGCGCUGGUGACAUCAUCUGGAGCCAGAGUCUGUGGAGUAGUGAUUGACUAGUGGAGUCGUGGUGUUGAGUUCCCAUCCACACCCCCGCCUGGCAUAACUAAUAACAAACUAAUUGAAACCAAAUGUAUCAGAAAAAUAAAUACCUGAACAUACAUCAGUGGGAUAAGGACUAUUUAAACUAAGAAAAAAAAAACCAUCUUUGGGAAAAACUGGACACAUUUUUCAGUUUUUAUUUUGGCUUAUGUUCCGUCUGCAGGAUUUAUACUACAUAAGGCCACCGGGGGCAAUCAAGGUUGAUUGGCUGUGGUUCAUCUUUAUUUUGCUUGGCAUGGGACUGGCACUGUAAUGCUUAAGAGCAGAUAAGCAUACAUUUCUAUGUGCUUCAGACCUCACUAUUGUUAUGCACUAACACUUUCCUAAAACAGCAGGUGUGAACUUUAAAGCCAAAAUGUGUGAGGCAACCUGAGUGUUCUCUUUGCAUAUGUGAUCUUGUACCGCCAACCAAUCCGAUACAUCGUGAGCAAGUUUCUCUGCUGUCGUUGGGAACUGGAGGUAAUGACUCGAUGUUUAGUCGGGAGGGGAUGUGAGUUAGAGGGCUCAUGUUCUUUAAUGCGUAAAUACAAGGAAAAGGAAUUCACUACCAUGAGUGUCACUGUGUGACAACUUUAGAGAAUUAAUAUUGUUUGUGGGUAAGUUCUUGUAAAUGCCUGCCUUUGUAUAAUAAAGCCUGUUCCUUGUAAA
Molecule: messenger RNA, 4365 nt
Organism: Scatophagus argus
Lineage: Eukaryota; Metazoa; Chordata; Actinopteri; Scatophagidae
Gene: iars2
Product: isoleucyl-tRNA synthetase 2, mitochondrial
Exons: 24
Coding region: 189-3302 (1037 amino acids)
Biological process (GO): isoleucyl-tRNA aminoacylation
Cellular component (GO): cytosol
Molecular function (GO): tRNA binding; ATP binding; aminoacyl-tRNA deacylase activity
Source: RefSeq, a predicted model, not a curated record